UAGUUGUCUUGGUCGCACUAAAGUCGGAGAUUUGAACGCGGAAGUAGACUUUGAACUACAACUCCCAUCAUCAGACCCUUUCAAGAUUUGUCUGUAGUGCCACAUCAUUUGAUGUCACUGCCGCACCUGCGCAGCCAUCUUGUACUUCUAGCGAGGAGCGGACACAGAAAGAAAUCAAAAGGAUCAAAUAAACCUGUCAAAUCAGAAGAAAAUAGGAAUGUCUUUAAACGUUAUAUAGCCGAUUAGACACCCAAGAAGUACAAGGUUAGGUAAAAAAAAGACAUUGAAGUGCUUCGGAUAUCCAGACCUACAAGUCAUAUUUUGCUUGUGAGUGAGAGGAGGAAGGAACAGUCAAAUCGCCGAAAGAAAAACACAUCCCGAACAUCAGUCAAAUCAUGAAUCCAGAAUAUGACUACCUGUUCAAGCUCCUCCUUAUUGGUGACUCCGGUGUGGGAAAGUCCUGUCUUCUGCUCCGCUUUGCUGAUGACACCUACACGGAGAGCUACAUCAGCACCAUCGGUGUAGACUUCAAGAUCCGCACCAUCGAGCUGGACGGCAAGACCAUCAAACUACAGAUUUGGGACACUGCUGGUCAGGAGAGGUUCCGCACCAUCACCUCCAGCUACUACAGAGGCGCCCACGGCAUCAUCGUGGUCUAUGAUGUCACAGAUCAGGAGUCGUACAACAAUGUGAAGCAGUGGCUGCAGGAGAUCGAUCGCUACGCCAGCGAGAACGUCAACAAGCUGCUGGUGGGGAACAAGUGUGACCUCACCACCAAGAAAGUAGUGGACUACACAACAGCCAAGGAAUUUGCUGACUCCCUGGCCAUCCCCUUCCUGGAAACGAGUGCCAAGAACGCCACCAAUGUGGAGCAGGCCUUCAUGACCAUGGCUGCUGAGAUCAAGAAGAGGAUGGGCCCCGGGGCCACAGCUGGAGGGGACAAGCCCAACCUGAAGAUAGACAGCACCCCUGUCAGGCAGUCUGGAGGGGGGUGCUGUUAAACUGGACUCUGUUCUGGAUGCUCUCCUCUUCUUCACCCUCCCUGCUCUGGGCUUCACUUCCUCCACCUCUUAAUCCCUCAGCCUCCCUCCCAUCUCCCGUUGUCUUACUCUUGCCGCGGGAUGGGUGGUUGGAUAGGGAGGGGAGGAGUUGAGGGGUGAGAACUGGGGACUGACUUUAAGACCGUAUCUCCCCACAGAAAAGUAAAGAGAAAAGUUAGGUGGGGGUUAGGUUGAGAACUUUUUUUUCUUUUUUUCCAAGCGAUGAGUCAGGAACGUAAACAGAUAUGAGAAAAGAUUGGUAUUGACUUAGAGGAGAACUGGGUGAUAGAAGAUUAGGUUUUAGAUUCCGGCGAGCGCUUAUCUCUCUCCCUCUCCUGUGUACACACACACACGCACACACACACACACACACAGACAGACAGAACAGGGGGCGGAGUGAUUCUCCCAUAGGAAGUCGUCACAGGUGAGGUUCUCUUUCCUUUAGGCUAUGUCUGUCAUUGCUAUCCAAUGGAAGUCCUAUAGCAAAAUCAGUUUAGAGUGCUACAGUAAUCUGUCAUUUAUGUAUUGGACCUGUUUUAUCUCAGACUGCUGGGGUGCCUUGUAGUCAUGGCGAUGUGUCACCCACCGUCUUAAGUCUGUUUAUAGGUAUCAAGUGAGUGACGUUUUCAAUCUAGCCUACGGUCUACGUUCCACAUGCAAUAGUAACACUAAUGCACUAUUUAUACCCAUCCAUCCAUCCAUUGUAUGAACUGAAUUGGCGUUGGGGCAGACUGCACCACUACCAGCGUCCUAACAACGGAGUCAUCCAUCAUAUUAAUCGAUGAGGAUACGGGUAUCUUAGAAAUAGAAUAAAUAGACCGGACUCUGAAGGAAGGCAUCAGCAGAGAGGGGAGAGACAUACACUUUGUCUGUGUGGAGAAGAGGGUGCUGGGAAGGAUCGCUCUGACUCCCCGUAGAGCCUGAGCUUUAGGUUGAUUCGACACAGAACAGGAGAACUUUUGGUUGAACUUGGAAUCACUCCUUCCCUUCAUCCCUCUACAUGCAGACGGGAGGAUGUAGUGAGAGAGACUCUUGGUUUUUGAGUGCUUUAAUAGACUGUAUGGUGUUAGUUAGCUCACAUCACUCCUCUUGUUAGGAUUUCACAUGUAAAAAAAGACCAAGCAUAAAUAUUUGAGAUCAUGUUUGUAUGUCUUUUAAGUUGCCAGGACUCUAUAUUACAGUAUGCCCAAGGUGGUUCUUCAACAUAAACAGACAGUGUACACACACACACACACACACAGAACGGGGCAUGACGUAGUACUAGAUUAGUGGUGGGAGUAUGUCGGGGCUUGGGCAAGCGAUAUUCAACUAAUUAACAGGACAUAUGAAACAAGAAAUUGGCAAUAUUCUCUCUUCAUAUUCAUAGAUUAUUGUUCAUAUUAUUUUAUUGUUAUUACAAUGAUUUUAUUAUUUGUA
Molecule: messenger RNA, 2456 nt
Organism: Oncorhynchus nerka (sockeye salmon)
Lineage: Eukaryota; Metazoa; Chordata; Actinopteri; Salmoniformes; Salmonidae
Gene: rab1ba
Product: zRAB1B, member RAS oncogene family a
Exons: 6
Coding region: 396-1001 (201 amino acids)
Biological process (GO): vesicle-mediated transport
Molecular function (GO): GTPase activity; GTP binding
Source: RefSeq, a predicted model, not a curated record